CAGGUGAAGUAUAUUUAAGGUAGGUUCUUUCCCCGUUAACUUCAGGAGUUUUUUAAAUCUACACGCGCAGUCUUUCAAACCAUGGGUAUCGAAGAAGCACUUUCAUCUGACCUUCGAGAGAAGCUCAGAGACAAUUUGUUGGCUGCCAACGACAAAUAUGUCCUCGAAAUUCCCAAGGUGGAGCUUCACGUCCAUCUCGAAGGGAUUCUAACUGCGAAACUGAGAUGGAAAUUGACUCAGAGAAAUGGAACCAAGCUGAGGAUAGCCAAAAAUGGGCGAGAGCUCAAAAGUCUGGAGGAACUUGAGGCCGCCAUGGACUUACUUCGGCCAGAUUCCAGUCGCGUCAACAAUGACGAAGAAAGAUUUCAAUUUUUUGAGGCAUAUUAUGAAGGAUUCGAGUGUCUUAAGACGAAAGAAGACUUCUUUGAUCUGGCCAUGUAUUACCUUGAGCGCGCCGCUAAGAUGAAUGUUCGCUACUGCGAGCUUUUCUUUGAUCCUCAAGGCCACACAAACUGUGGAACACCCUGGACUGUCAUGAUGGAUGGGUUCAGAGAAGCCCAGCAAAAGGCGGAAAAGGAACUAAAUGUGAAAUCCGCAUGGAUCAUGUGCUUUCUCCGUGAUCUCUCUCCAGAGUCGGCUAUGGAACAUUACAAGGCUGCACUACCUUAUCGCGAUAUGAUUGUAGGAAUUGGGCUUGACUCAAACGAGGAGGAUCGACCACCGGCACUUUUCGACGAGGUCUUUUCCCUUGCACGACGUGAUGGCUUUAAGCUCACGAUGCAUUGCGAUGCUGACUCAAAGAAUACACACGAACAUAUAAGACAGGCUGCAUCUGUCGUUGCUGGCCAUGGGCUUGACCGUAUUGACCAUGGAAUCAACGCUGCAGAAAAUCGGGACUUGAUCAACUUGAUUUUAAAGCGUGAUUUGGGUAUGACGAUCUGCCCUUGGUCGUACUUACGGCAUACAACGUAUUCGGAGCUUGGGCCAAAGAUCCGUGCUCUAUACGAUGCAGGUAUCAAAAUCAGCAUUAAUAGUGACGACCCUGCAUACAUGGAGGAUUGCUGGAUCUUAGAAAACUUAUUACUGUCAAAACACUUGUGCGGCUUCGACAACAAAGACAUUGCUGUUCUGGCAAGGAACGCUGCCAACAUCUGUUGGGCAGAUCCAGCAGUUAAGGAGAAUAUCCUACAGGAGAUUGACUUAGUUUAUGCCAAAUUUCACCCAGCUUCAUAGGCAUCAAAUAAAGUUUCGGUCAUAUCUUUCUUCUAGUAGUUUAAAU
This is a messenger RNA of Pseudogymnoascus verrucosus, 1279 nucleotides long. RefSeq lists its product as uncharacterized. Gene Ontology annotation, cellular component: cytosol. Bases 82 to 1233 code for a protein of 383 amino acids. Gene Ontology annotation, molecular function: adenine deaminase activity. The transcript has 2 exons. Lineage: Eukaryota; Fungi; Ascomycota; Leotiomycetes; Thelebolales; Thelebolaceae. Gene Ontology annotation, biological process: purine ribonucleoside monophosphate biosynthetic process; hypoxanthine salvage; adenine catabolic process. The record is from RefSeq and is a predicted model, not a curated record.